AUGGCCGGCCCGGGCGGCGCCUUCGUCCGCGCCGUCGUCACCUUCCUCGCGCUGUGGUGCUGGAAGAUCGCGCCCGCGGGGUGUACAUGGGGGGCCAUCGUGGACGGCCGGCUCGUCCGAUCGCCGUUGAUCGGCUCGCCGUUUCAGUGGUUCGCCGCUUCAUUCGUCGUCUCCUCGUUGUGUUGCGUCUUCGCCCUCGUCGCAGUUCGAAGAAGGCUCGGAGACGGCGCCAAGGCGUUGCACCAGCCGCGGAGGACCGACGGACCGCCGCACCACAAGCACGGCGCCAAGGCGUCCACGCCGACGAUGGGCGGCGCGGUAUUCGUCCCAGCCGGUCUCGUCUGCGCCUUACUCGCCAAUAAAAUCGUCGGCGACGAAUCCGUGCUCGCGCUUUGCGCCGCGACGGCUUUGAUGUGCGGCGUCGGUGCGAUGGACGACCUCAGGAAGCUGCGCACGGCGAGUGCGGACGUGGGUUUACCCCCCGCCGCGAAGCUGGCGUGCCAGAGCGUCGUCGCGAGCGUGUUGUGCGCGUGGCUCGCGAGCGGCGGCGCGGGGGGGAUCGGGUUAGUCCCGGGGUUCACGACGGUGACGACGCUGUGGGUUGGACAGACCUUACGCCUCGGUCGGUGGUUCUGGGCGCUCGCGGCGUUCACCGUGGUGGCGGAGAGCAACGCCGUGAACGUCACCGACGGGCUCGACGGCCUGGCGGCCGCCACCGUCGCCUUCGCGCUCGUCGGGACCGGGAUGAUCUUACUCGCGCGAGGGCGCCCGGAGCUGGCGUCGUUUGCGAUUUGCGUUGCCGGGUCGGCUUGCGGAUUCCUCGUCGUGAACAGGCACCCCGCGAGCGUGUUCAUGGGGGACACCGGGAGUUUAGCUCUCGGGACGGCGUUGGGCGGGUUGGUGGCGUGCGGCGGGGGCGGGAUGGUCCUCCCCGUCUUUGUCGCUUCCGGCGUGUUCGUCGUCGAGGUUUUAUCGGUGGUGGCGCAGCGUUUGUAUUUCGAGUGGACGCGGCGGCGGCGGGGAACUGGGGAGAAGUUGCUGAAGAUGUCGCCGCUGCACCAUCACCUGGAGCUGAGCGGGUGGGGGGAGAUGAAGAUCGUGGUGUGGAUGGUGGCGUUCGGGGCGGCGUGCGCGGUGGCGGCGCCGAGGGUGGCGUUGAUGGGAGUGGGCGCGCUUUAA
Messenger RNA from Micromonas commoda, 1179 nucleotides. RefSeq names its product glycosyl transferase. Gene Ontology annotation, cellular component: membrane. The coding region runs from base 1 to 1179 and encodes 392 amino acids. The transcript has a single exon. NCBI's taxonomy places the organism in Eukaryota, Viridiplantae, Chlorophyta, Mamiellophyceae, Mamiellales, Mamiellaceae. Gene Ontology annotation, molecular function: phospho-N-acetylmuramoyl-pentapeptide-transferase activity. Gene Ontology annotation, biological process: cell wall organization; cell wall macromolecule biosynthetic process. The record is from RefSeq and is a predicted model, not a curated record.